Ceratina calcarata is the source of this 1293-nucleotide messenger RNA. It is a transcript of the gene Xbp1, whose product is annotated as X box binding protein 1. The transcript has 3 exons. Gene Ontology annotation, molecular function: DNA-binding transcription factor activity, RNA polymerase II-specific; RNA polymerase II transcription regulatory region sequence-specific DNA binding. Bases 329 to 1198 code for a protein of 289 amino acids. Gene Ontology annotation, biological process: regulation of DNA-templated transcription. The record is from RefSeq and is a predicted model, not a curated record. Gene Ontology annotation, cellular component: nucleus. Lineage: Eukaryota; Metazoa; Arthropoda; Insecta; Hymenoptera; Apidae.
AGAAGCUGCUACGUGGCGACCAAUAACGGUACACCACAUGGAACGUUCCUGGUUUCGACCAGUCGCGUCGACGAGUGGCACGGGUCAAGUUUCUACGAUGUUCUCCGCGCAGCGAAAUGCUGCAGGUCCUCAGUAGGAUUACAUCAGCUGAAAAACCCAUACAUACGACACGGAGUUCCGGUGUUAUGUAUAUGCAUCGACUGCAUCGUCUCAGUCGUUUACGAACGGUCGAAGGAUCGAGAAGUUUAUGGAGAGAUAAGACGGUGAAUUUUUGAGUAAAACGAGUGACCAUAGUCCAGCGUUCGAGUUCUUUUUAUGGCUGAUUAUUAUGAGCGUAGUGAAAAGUGUUAUUAUCACGCUGCCUAAGGGCUUUCCGAAGGCUCCCGGCGUAAUAUCAGCCAACGAAUUGUCGAAAUCCGCGUCGAAAUUCAAUUUCACUACGAUACUGACCGACAAGUCUAGAAUGGAUUCGAAGAAGAUCGCUAAACAGGAAGGGAUCGCGGACGACGGCGCUUUGUUCAAAACGGACGUCUGCGUUCGCGGUAAGAAGCGACGGCUGGAUCACUUGACGUGGGAAGAGAAGCUACAGAGGAAGAAGCUGAAGAACAGGGUGGCGGCUCAAACCUCGCGGGAUCGGAAGAAGGCGAAACUCGAUGAAUUGGAGGAAACUGUUCGGGCAUUGAGGGAACAGAAUGAUUUAUUGGUACAAGAGUGCACGAUGUUGAGGUCACAGAACGAUGUACUGGUCACCGAGGCGAAACGAUUGAGGAAGGAGAGAGAAGCGAAGAACACGGGAGAAUUCGUUUGCUCGAUGUGCCAGAGUCGUGUCAGCUGUGCUGUAUCCUCGCUGGGAUCUACAGUGUCCCCCACUCACCCUCUGCAGCAGGGUGGAGCAGCGCAGCUGGCACCGUCUCUGACGCUAACGCCAGGAGCAACGGUUCUCCUGAAGAUACUGACCAUUUACCUCCUCUUGAAGAACUGUUUACCGACCUCCAAGGGGACGAUUACAUCGAGCGACUCGAAGAGCUUGCAGAGAGCCUUCUGCGAGAGGUUACCGCAGAAGUGGAAGCAAAUCCUCAUAGAACAACUGAACAAGUAUCAGGCACGGAAGAUACCGCUGAGGAACGUGACCAUUCAAAAGGAGUGGUGGGGCAGGCACCAGAAGAUGUGGAAGCCGAUGGAACCUGUGGAGGCGUGAGCACGCACCGAUCUUGGCAUCCUGUUUCUAGCAUUACCAGUACUACUACGUCUCACACCGCGAACACGAGCGCACCUGUGUCAAUAAAGCCCGAA